UGCUUGGCUUGGCUAAAGCAAGCUCUUUCGACUUUGCAGAGAUGGCGGACGAGAAGUACGGAACGCUGCCCCCGUAUUACGAAAAACUAUUUGCUCCUGAACCUUUCAAUGAACAUCGGCUGUUUAUGAGACGCUUCUAUUACUGGGGCGCCCCUGCAUUGAUCGGUGUAAUGUCAGCUUGUGUGACAAACUAUUUCUUGAGGAAGCCAGCGUUCAGCGGUAUUCAAAAGCACAUUGUCAGUGCAGCUGUUUGUGUCGGCCUUGGGGAAGCCACCAUGCGCUACGCCGACCACCGGUCUCAGGAGCGAGAUGCCGUUCUUCGUCGCUACAUCUUGUUGCACCCUGAGGACUUUCCAGAGCCUGAGCGGAAGAAGUACAGAGAUGUUCUCGAGCCCUGGAUUCCGGUGCGAUGAGCUCUGCUGCUUCCGAGUCUUCUUUUCAUGUGCUAGCGUAAUUGUGAGAUCGUUAAUUAGAAAUAAAACUUUUUCACUAGA
This is a messenger RNA of Rhipicephalus sanguineus (brown dog tick), 494 nucleotides long. RefSeq names its product NADH dehydrogenase [ubiquinone] 1 subunit C2 (gene ND-B14.5B). The record is from RefSeq and is a predicted model, not a curated record. Gene Ontology annotation, cellular component: mitochondrial inner membrane. The transcript is spliced from 3 exons. Gene Ontology annotation, biological process: mitochondrial electron transport, NADH to ubiquinone. The coding region runs from base 42 to 413 and encodes 123 amino acids. NCBI's taxonomy places the organism in Eukaryota, Metazoa, Arthropoda, Arachnida, Ixodida, Ixodidae.